Messenger RNA from Budorcas taxicolor (takin), 3822 nucleotides. RefSeq names its product collagen alpha-1(I) chain-like. Bases 1 to 3822 code for a protein of 1273 amino acids. Lineage: Eukaryota; Metazoa; Chordata; Mammalia; Artiodactyla; Bovidae. The record is from RefSeq and is a predicted model, not a curated record. The transcript is spliced from 8 exons.
AUGCGCCGCACACGGCCACGGGCCACGCGACGACCGCCGGGCAGCCCCCUCCCGACGGCCGCGGCGGCAGUGACCGUGGCGCGCCACGCCGCGCGCCACCCCGGCCCCUCGGGGGACGGCGGAGUCCGGGGGAGACGGGAGGCGCCUCCCGACUCCCCGCGGGCCCGACCGCCCCGACCCCAAGGUACCUGGAAAGGGGAAGGCGGGCGAGGGGCACGGCGCGCCCCCACGGGCCACCGCCCCGACGCCGACCACCGACCGCCGACCACCGCGCCCCCGCCCGAAGCCGCGCGCGGGCCUCGGCGCUGCCAGCCCGUGACACACGGGGGGCCCCCGCCGCGCGCCGGUCGACCGCCGCCCGGAGGGCCCCGCCGGGCGCCGGACAGCCAGCCCCACCGGCCCCCCCCGGAACGGGGCAGAGCCCAGAGCGGCGGGACGACCGACGACGACCGGCCGAGGCGGACCGGUCCAGGGCCGGCGACGCGGGAGGCGACGGGGCAGGGCGAGCGGCCCCACGACGGGGAGAGCCGCCGCCCGUCACGCCGCACAGCCCGCGAGACGCGACCGGAGGACCCGCGCCGCGCGGGGUCCGCGGGCCGGGGUGGGGGAGAGGCGGUCGUGGCCGGCGCCACGGGCGGUGGGGGCGGGGCGGCGGAGGCCGGGCGGCGAGGACGCGGCGACCGGCCCGCGGGGGGGGCGAGACCGGGGACCCCCGUCCCGCGCUCGGGCGAGCGCACCGGGGCGGGGGGCGCCCCCUCGUCCGGCACGCGACGGCGGCGGCGGCGGCGGCGACGACACGGGCGACGGAUCGGGGCCGCGGCGGGCCCGGGAAGCGAGGCACACCGGGGCACGGCCCCGGGGAGCAGCAGACGGCGAGGGGACCGAGGCGGGCGGACGGACGGAGAGGGGCACCGACGGGAUGCGGCCACGCGGGGCCGACACCACGCGACCGGCGGCGGAGGUGGGGUGGCCGCGCGCCACCGCGAGGGGAACGGCCCAAAGCGACCCGGGGGAGGGGACGCGAGUCGGCCGCCGGGGCCCACCGCGGGAUCUCACCGCCACAGGCCCUCCCGGCACAGGGGCGGUCCCGCGGCACCACCCGGGGACGACCGCCUGGCGCCCCCACCCUCGCGGGGCUCACGCCCACCGCCACCCACGGAGCCGCAGCCGACAGGGGACCGGAACGCGGGCGGUCGCACGCGCGGGACGAGGAGAGGCGAGGCCGGCGGCGGCGGCGGGGAGGGGCCGGCAAGCACGCACGGCGGGGGCCGCGGGACAGGGACGCGGGCGCCGUCCGGGGACCAGAGGAAAGAGACCGGGCACGCGGCCGGGCCCCCAGGAACACCAGCGCGGGAUCCCACCGCCACCCGCACGCGAGGGCGGUCCCGCGACGCCCGGGGCGCCGGCCGGCCCCGGCCAUCCCCGGAGCGUGGCCCACGACCCGGCCCCGCCGCCAGGGCCGGCGAGCCGUCCACCCGUCUUCCGCCAUCCAUCCGCGACAGGUCCGUCUUCCGUCUGAGUCCCGAGGCGCGACACCCCGGGCACAACGCUCUCGAGCGAGGCGGCCCGGACCGUGACCGCACGCCGCCACCAGCUGCGGCUCAGGGGGCGGGGGCGGGCGCGACGGGCUCCCCCUCACCAGCCGCGGGGCCGGGGAAGCCGAGGCCGACCGGGCGUCGCACCCCGACCCGGCCCCCCUUCCCCCAGGGCUCACACCACGGGGGGGCCGGCCGCACGCACACGGCCCCCCACCUGCCGGACGCCCGGCGGGGCCCAGCGGGACCCUCCCCCGACUCGGAGGGGGGAGGCGCGGGCCGCGGUAGGCAACGAGCGGCACACGGCCCCACCGCGGGGCCGGCGCACCCAACUCCCUCCCCUCCCACGGAGGGCGGGGGAGUUCUGCUCUGCCCACGUGCUCUGGCAGUCGCCACGGUGGCCACUGCGCACUCGGGAGGGGCAGCGGCUGGGGGGUCCGGUACCCCAAGGCUCCCUCUCGGAUCGCUAGAGAAGGCGUUCUCACCGAGGGCGCGCCGUCCCUCACCCGGACCGUGUCGCCUUCGGGCCCACGGAGGCGCUCCCACCAGCCACCAGUCCUCAGCUGGGCGGGAGGGGUCUGCGGUACAGGGAAGCGGACCACCGCGCAGGAGCGUGUGCGCGGUCAGGGCCAGAGCAGAGCCCGCGUCCCGCCCCCUGCGAGGCCUCAUCCGCCAAGGAAGGCCUCCACGACGAGGGGAACAGGCACGCCUCUCCCUACCGCCUCGACCCCCCGUCCCCCGAAGAGAGCCACUCAACGGGACACACACGCCACCGUGGCGCGGACCCGAGGGGGACACCGGGUUAAGGGAAACGACACCACCACUCGGCCUCAGGCACCUGAGGGACGACCUGGAGCGCUCCAGGGGCACCACCGAGGGUCACGCGAGGCACGCUCACACACCCGCGUGGGGUGCGCAGCGUGGCGGCGGCGGCACAGCCCUCCCCGCCACAGGGAGGGCCGCUCGCCGGGCACACGCCGAGAAGGCGAAGCGAGAGCAAUCUGCGGUGUCAGAAGACCAACGGCCCCCACUGACGCCCCGAGGGGUACCGGUCCGUCCGAGUCUCCGAACGGGGAUUUGGCUUCGAUGUGCCAAAGGAAAACAGAAGACAGAACCGUCAGCGAGGCGCUUCCCACGAGACGAGCGGGCCCCGACCAGGGACCGCGCCCGGGGCCCAGACCGUCCCAGACGGGGCAUCCAGGACGGCCCGAGCCGGUCCCCACCUCCCGACUGGGAUUCAGAGAGUCGGAGAGGGGACUUUGACAGAGAAAAAGCACGUGUGCCGGGAGACGCCUCGGGCGACCGGACCCCACGGGGGGGACCGCACACGCGCCUCCCCCGGUCAACCCUCGGGUCCCCGCCUCCGGAGUGCGACGCGGAAAACACCCCGGGCAGAAGGGACCCGAGGGCCCGGACCCAGGCGCGCCCUCCGGCGACCUCCAAGCCACCGUCUGGGCCGGUCCCCACCUCCGGAGCGGGGCCGAGGGCGAAGCACACGCUCCUGAGGGCGGCCCAGGAGGAGUCCGGACCGCCGAGCCCGAGUCCAGGCGCUCCGGGCAGGGAAGACCCUCUCCCCGCCCACCGCGGCGGCCCGGCCCAGGCAGGGUCCGGGCGGUCCGUCUCCGCGGCCGCAGGGGCACGGGGGCACGGGGAGAUGCUGGUCGACCCGGUCAGGCCGCCCCGCAAGCCGGCUCCGGUGCGCCGCGACGGUCACCCUCCUCGGAAACCUAGAGAACCAAUCUCCGGCGACAGCGGGACUGUCCCCAGGCCUCGGCGCCACCGGGACUGUCGCCGCCAGCGUCGCCGGUGUCUGAGAGCUCUGCCUCGGGCCCAGAGGCUGAGUCACAAUCCUCCUGAAAGGCCUCGCCGAAGCUCCAGAGGGGAGGGACAAUAUCCAAGCGGCCGCCAGGUGGCUCCCGACAAGCGACUCGAACGUCCCGAGGACGUGUCGCUGUCGCCGGCCGCCGGGGACGCCACCGCGCCGGCCGCCCAGACGCCCGAGCUCGGCCCGGAGCCUCCGCCGCCGAGCGACGCGACGCGACGCGACCCCGGCCGCAGAGGAAGGGAGAGACGCUGGGAAGGGUCUCCUCAGGAGGCUGCCACGGAGGAGACUCACUCCCCCACGCGAUUCCGGGGUGCUGGGGGGGACAUUCCACGGAGACGCCGGCGGGCGGUGGGGGCUCGGCGGAGAGAGGGGCACCAGCGGCAUCGCAGACUCCCCCGGAAAGCCGUGAGUCGCGGGCACGCCAUGACCCCGGAUGUCAUCUGCCGUGACGCCCAGUGGUGA